GAGAGGCAGUGCUGAGUUAAAGGCACGCAAACAUAAACAGACACAUUACAGCAAAGUAACGAAAGGCAAGAGAGAUAGGGAGAGAGACGGAGAUCUGAGCUUCAACUGCCUCGUGCCUGAUUUUGUACAUCGAUCAUGAAUUUGUUGAGAGGAUCGGAAUAAAUCUAUCGUACGGGUUCGUGAAGGGUUAACGCAAAGCCUUAUUUCGUGGCACACGGAUUUUUUUGGCCUCGUUUAUCAGCUCGAUUCGUUUUCAGUCAUUACAGGCGCUAUUUGAUAUAUUAUAUUAUUAUUAUUUGUUGUGCGAUUGAAGAGAACGGCUUUAAAGAUGGGCUGUUUGGGAAACAGCAAGACGGAAGACCAGCGCAUCGAUGAGAAGGCGCAACGAGAGGCAAAUAAAAAGAUCGAGAAACAGUUACAGAAAGAGAGACAGGCGUAUAAAGCCACUCACCGCCUGCUUUUAUUAGGCGCUGGAGAGUCCGGGAAAAGCACUAUAGUGAAACAGAUGCGCAUCCUGCACGUCAAUGGCUUUAACGCAGAAGAAAAGAAGCAGAAAAUCUUGGAUAUCCGGAAAAAUGUAAAGGAUGCCAUUGUGACAAUAGUAUCUGCUAUGACCACCUUAACACCCCCUGUUGCAAUCGCCAACCCAUCCAACCAUCCCAGCGCUGAGUACAUCAGGAGUAUAGCUCCGCUCUCAGACUUUGACUACUCAGAGGAGUUUUUUGAGCAUGCAAAGCGUCUGUGGGAUGAUGAGGGGGUUAAGGCCUGUUUUGAGCGCUCAAAUGAGUACCAGCUCAUCGACUGUGCCCAAUACUUCUUGGUCAGAAUUGACUCUGUCCGACAGAGUGACUACACACCAACAGAUCAGGACUUGCUGAGGUGUCGUGUUUUGACUUCAGGGAUUUUUGAAACUCGUUUUCAAGUAGACAAAGUCAACUUUCAUAUGUUUGAUGUGGGUGGUCAGAGAGAUGAGCGAAGAAAAUGGAUCCAGUGUUUCAAUGACGUGACAGCCAUCAUCUUUGUCGCAGCCAGUAGCAGUUACAACAUGGUCAUAAGAGAAGACAACAGCACCAACCGGCUGCGCGAGUCUCUUGAUCUCUUCCGCAGUAUCUGGACUAACAGGUUUUUAAGGACCAUCUCAGUAAUCCUGUUCCUCAACAAACAGGACAUGCUAGCAGAUAAGAUCCUGGCAGGCAAAUCCAAACUUGAAGAUUAUUUCCCUGAGUAUGCACGCUAUACACUGCCUCCUGAAGCAACGCCUGACCCAGGAGAAGACCCGAAAGUGUCCAGGGCAAAGUUUUUCAUCAGAGAUGAGUUCUUGAAAAUCAGCACAGCAAGUGGGACUGACAAACACUACUGCUAUCCCCAUUUCACCUGUGCUGUGGACACAGAAAACAUUCGGCGGGUAUUCAAUGACUGUCGUGACAUUAUUCAGAGGAUGCAUCUUCGCCAGUAUGAACUCUUGUGAUUGGCUGCCUGGAUUGUUCGCUACUUCAAUCAAAACUUUUCUGAGAACUACUGAGGAGUGACAGCGUUUUCAUGUUUCUUCUGCUUUUAUUCUCUUUUUAUUUAAAUCUAUAUAUAAUAUAUAUAUAUAUUUCUGAAUAAGGGGGAAGUGGAUGUAUGAUAUGAGUGUGUGUAAAUUAGCUGUUUUACAUUUGUAUCACUCCCAAGUCGUUCCUCUUUAUAUUUUGUAUGUAUCAUCUUUGGCUAGACUUGGAGCAGCUGAAAAAAACAUAUAGUAACCUUUUCCAGGGUGCUCUGACUUGCAGUGAGAUUAUGUGGAAGUACUUUGAAGUCUAAACAGGUACAGUUAAUGAAGCACUUUGCAUACAUUUACUAAAGAUGGCCAGGAGGCAAAAUUCACAAUGUAGCACCUAAAUAUUUAUUGCUUUCCACUUUUGUUGUUUUUCUUUUGCCUUGUUUAGUUUUCUGCAAAAGACUUCAGGGCUAGAUGGGAGUUUGUAAUUGACUACAGAGCACAUAGAGUGUUGUUUAGGUGCAGAGGCUUGUAGGAUUUGAUGUAAUCUGCAUUCCUUAUUCAACUGACAUCGGUAGCCAUCCAUCUUGGGAGCCGUCCAACUUUUAACUGGCCAUCCGAUGCCUCCUUUAGUACGGGUGACACCUGUUUAUGUGGUAGCCCUAAAUGUAGAUAUAAAGAUAUAAACAGUCUAUUUUUUUCUUUUUUUUUGAUGUUGUUCUAAAGAAUGUGAAAGACCACUCAAUGUUUUACAGAACUUUGAAAUGUUAUUUUGUAUAUCUUCAACAAGAAAGACAAAGCUGACUUGUAGAAGCUCAUUGUGCCUUUGAUUAUGGCUGUACCUGUAAAUGAGGAGAACAUGUAUAAUGUGUGAGACAGCGCUGUAAUGCUUGAUGUCAAAUCUUACAAGCAGCACAGUGUGCUGAUGAAAAAUCUUUCAGUAGACAUGUUAUUCCUGGUUCCUAAAGCUCCAAACGCGCACACACACACACACACACAGUAUAUACAGUAUAAACAUACAUACAUAAAUAUAUACAGUACCCGUCAAAAACAAUGUUUUUAAUGAUCUAAAAAAUAUUUUAAUCCAGAAGUGUAUGUUUAAAUGUUUUGAUUUGUUGUAGUUACAGCAUAAUUUCCACAGUAACAGUUAACCAUAUGCACGGUUAUUUAAUGGUUUUUGAUAAGGCAGCUUAGUUAUAUUUUGACAUUCUACACUUACUGCCUUUAAAAAUUGUGACAAACUAUGGUCAAUUUGAAAUGUGCUGAGUAGAAAAACUGAGAGAUGCCGCCGUGCUCAGCUGUUUUCUCAUACAGGGAUAAAAUGUAAUCUUUUCUUAUCAUGUUUAAUGUUUGAACAACUUAAUUUAUUUUACGUCACGAUCAAAUAAGCGAGCCAUGUUUGCAACGCCUCUGGCCAGUUAUUUACAUUAACAGUCCUAUCUCUCUGAAUGGUGGAAGGCUGAUAUUUUCAAAAUUGCUGGAAAAAAUCAAUAUUAAAUAGCAUAUUUCAAAUCAAUGUUUAAACCUGAUAUGGACAAGCUUAAAGUGCGUAAAAAAAAAAACCUUUUCUACAUCGCUUCAGUUUCUUAAGUUCUUAAGAAAAUUUUGUGCAUAUGGUCAAUUGUACUAUUAGAUAGUUUUUAUGGGUUUACUAUUAUUCUAAAAGGGGGAAGAAAAUAAAUAAUGAACGAUUACGUGUUUCCAAACUUUGGUACUGUAUGUAUGUAUUUAUGUAUGUUUUUAUAUAUGUAUAUAAAAAUAAUCAUAUAUACAAUAUGCAAAGUUUAAUAGAUUGUUUAAAAAAUUGCAAAUUCAGAUUGCCUUCAAUUUCAUUCUUUGACUUUUUGAUUUUGUCCAACAGGAUCAGCUUUCAAUUUGCGACUGGCUUUUGUUUUGAGUAGGAUUAAUUUAUUAAGUGUGUGAUAUUAGUGUGUGCAGACUGUAUGUGGGAUCAAAGCUGGUUAAGGUGAAUCUAUGUGAAUGUACAAACAUACCACAAGUACAUCUGCAUUUUAUUUGUACAUAUAUGUUUAUUAAAAGAUCAAAAAUAUAUUCUAUAAAUAUAUAUGUACAAGUAUUCAUAAUAACAUGUGUGCCUACAUGUAUACAUAUUUAUGAUUGUUUAGUAAGGUUUUAUGCAUUAUUUGGAGAGUGCGGAACUGAGACUGGUGAUUCUUUACUAGCCAUCAGAAGACUGAAUGUGAGCACUAAUAGGUUAUUCUCUAAGCUUUAGUAUUGUAUGUCCACACUGUUUUACUCACCAAUAGGCAAGGCGGCACCAAGGGAUAGUUCAUCCAAGAAUGAAAAUAACCAUUGCAUAUUCGAUAAUUAUUCCUUUUUUAUGUAAAAGAAUCCUCAUUGUAGAAAUAUGUCAUUGACAAAAGCAUACCGUGACAGUUCAUAGUUCAUUUCUUUCAAGUUGCAAAUUCUAUAUAAUAAACAGACAAAUAUAGUAUAAAUGUAGUUUCGAAAGAGUUCAUACUCCACCAGGCCUGCAGAAAUUAAUUGAACAGAAUUCAAGCGCUCUUCAGGUCUUUGGCCAGAAACACCCUGACAGUUGGCCAAUCCAUCACAGGGUGGAUGAUAUGACCAGUUUAAAAACAUUUACAUUCAUGAAUAGAAAGGCAGACCACUGUAAAAUGCUGGACUUUGCAUGACUUUGCUCUAAUCUCGAGUCAUAUUACAGCUUUGUGGAAGGAACAGGCACAAGAGGAUUAUAUUAUUGUCUCCUCACUGAACCCCUGCAUGUGUUCAUUUGUCUAAAAUGUUUUGAUCAUUCCUAUUCAUGUCCAUUGUGGUUUCUAAACUUGCACCAGGACCAGUUCUGUGAUGUUAAGCAGAAAAAUGUAUGAUUCCUCUGGGCAGCUCAUAAAACAAAAAAAAUUCAGUUACCAACAAUACAUUACAAUUGUAUAAAAUAAUAUAUUGUUAUUACAUGUUGUACUUUUGAAAGGCUUUUCCAAUUAAACUGAAUUAACU
Messenger RNA from Triplophysa dalaica, 4459 nucleotides. It is a transcript of the gene gnal, whose product is annotated as guanine nucleotide binding protein (G protein), alpha activating activity polypeptide, olfactory type. Gene Ontology annotation, molecular function: G protein-coupled receptor binding; G-protein beta/gamma-subunit complex binding; GTP binding. Gene Ontology annotation, biological process: adenylate cyclase-modulating G protein-coupled receptor signaling pathway. The record is from RefSeq and is a predicted model, not a curated record. The coding region runs from base 329 to 1468 and encodes 379 amino acids. Gene Ontology annotation, cellular component: heterotrimeric G-protein complex. The transcript is spliced from 12 exons. Lineage: Eukaryota; Metazoa; Chordata; Actinopteri; Cypriniformes; Nemacheilidae.